Messenger RNA from Puma concolor (puma), 8199 nucleotides. Lineage: Eukaryota; Metazoa; Chordata; Mammalia; Carnivora; Felidae. The record is from RefSeq and is a predicted model, not a curated record.
AUGGAGCAAACGGACUGCAAACCCUACCAGCCUCUCUCAAAAGUCAAGCACGAAAUGGAUCUAGCUUAUACCAGUUCUUCUGAUGAAAGUGAAGAUGGAAGGAAACCAAGGCAGUCCUACAACUCCAGGGAAACUCUGCAUGAGUAUAACCAAGAGCUGAGGAUGAAUUACAAUAGCCAGAGUAGGAAGAGGAAGGAAGUAGAGAAAUCUACUCAAGAGAUGGAAUUCUGUGAAACUCCUCACACUCUGUGCUCUGGCUACCAGACAGACAUGCACAGCGUUUCUCGGCACGGCUACCAGCUAGAGAUGGGGUCUGAUGUGGACACGGAGACCGAAGGUGCUGUCUCACCUGACCACGCUCUGAGAAUGUGGAUAAGGGGGAUGAAAUCAGAGCACAGCUCCUGUCUGUCCAGCCGGGCCAACUCCGCGUUGUCCUUGACCGACACGGACCAUGAGAGGAAGUCGGAUGGGGAGAAUGGUUUUAAGUUCUCUCCUGUUUGUUGUGACCUGGAGGCUCAAGCUGGGUCUACUCAAGACAUGCAGAGCAGCCCACACAACCAGUUCACCUUCAGACCCCUCCCGCCUCCACCACCGCCUCCGCAUGCGUGCACCUGUGCCAGGAAACCACCCCCUGCAGCCGACUCUCUUCAGAGGAGAUCGAUGACUACCCGAAGCCAGCCCAGCCCAGCUGCUCCAGCUCCCCCAACCAGUACACAGGAUUCUGUUCAUCUGCAUAACAGCUGGGUCUUGAAUAGCAACAUACCAUUGGAGACCAGGCAUUUCCUGUUUAAACAUGGAUCUGGCUCCUCAGCUAUCUUCAGUGCAGCCAGUCAAAACUACCCUCUGACGUCCAAUACCGUGUACUCGCCCCCUCCCAGGCCACUUCCUCGAAGCACCUUUUCCAGACCUGCCUUUACCUUUAACAAACCUUACAGGUGCUGCAACUGGAAGUGCACGGCCUUGAGCGCCACUGCAAUCACAGUGACUUUGGCUUUGUUACUCGCCUAUGUGAUUGCAGUGCAUUUGUUCGGCCUGACUUGGCAGCUGCAACCAGUUGAAGGACAGCUCUAUGAAAAUGGAGUUAGCAAAGGGAACAGAGGGACCGAAUCCAUGGAUACUACUUACUCUCCAAUUGGAGGAAAAGUUUCCGAUAAAUCAGAGAAAAAAGUGUUUCAGAAGGGACGGGCGAUAGACACCGGAGAAGUUGACAUUGGUGCACAAGUCAUGCAGACCAUUCCACCUGGCUUAUUCUGGCGUUUCCAGAUUACUAUCCACCAUCCUAUAUAUCUGAAAUUCAAUAUUUCUUUAGCCAAGGACUCUCUGCUGGGAAUUUAUGGCAGAAGAAACAUUCCACCUACACACACUCAGUUCGACUUUGUAAAAUUGAUGGAUGGAAAACAGCUGGUCAAGCAGGACUCCAAGGGCUCUGACGAUACCCAACACUCCCCUCGGAACCUGAUCUUAACCUCACUGCAGGAGACAGGUUUCAUAGAGUAUAUGGACCAAGGGCCUUGGUAUCUGGCAUUCUACAAUGAUGGAAAAAAGAUGGAGCAAGUAUUCGUGUUAACUACAGCAAUUGAAAUAAUGGAUGACUGUUCAACCAAUUGCAAUGGAAAUGGAGAGUGUAUCUCUGGCCAUUGUCAUUGUUUCCCAGGAUUCCUGGGGCCUGACUGCGCGAGAGAUUCGUGCCCUGUGCUGUGUGGUGGGAAUGGAGAAUACGAGAAAGGACACUGUGUCUGCCGAAAUGGCUGGAAGGGGCCAGAGUGCGACGUUCCAGAAGAGCAAUGCAUUGACCCAACGUGCUUUGGUCACGGCACCUGCAUCAUGGGAGUCUGCAUCUGUGUGCCAGGAUACAAAGGAGAAAUAUGCGAGGAAGAAGACUGCUUGGACCCGAUGUGUUCCAGCCAUGGCAUCUGUGUAAAAGGAGAAUGUCACUGUUCUACUGGUUGGGGAGGAGUCAACUGUGAAACUCCACUUCCUAUAUGUCAAGAGCAGUGCUCAGGACACGGGACUUUUCUUCUGGACACUGGGGUGUGUAGCUGUGAUCCCAAAUGGACUGGAUCUGACUGUUCAACAGAGCUCUGUACCAUGGAGUGUGGUAGCCACGGAGUCUGCUCAAGGGGAAUUUGCCAGUGUGAAGAAGGCUGGGUAGGACCCACAUGUGAAGAACGCUCCUGUCAUUCUCACUGUGCUGAGCAUGGCCAGUGCAAAGAUGGAAAAUGUGAGUGUAGCCCUGGAUGGGAGGGCGACCACUGCACCAUUGCUCACUACUUAGAUGCUGUCCGAGAUGGCUGCCCAGGGCUCUGCUUUGGAAAUGGACGAUGUACCCUGGAUCAAAAUGGUUGGCACUGUGUGUGUCAGGUGGGUUGGAGUGGCACAGGCUGCAAUGUUGUCAUGGAAAUGCUUUGUGGAGAUAACUUGGACAAUGAUGGAGAUGGUUUGACUGACUGUGUGGACCCUGAUUGUUGUCAACAAAGCAACUGUUAUGUAAGUCCCCUCUGUCAGGGCUCACCAGAUCCUCUUGACCUCAUUCAGCAAAGCCAACCCCUCUUCUCUCAGCACACUUCGAGACUCUUCUAUGAUCGAAUCAAAUUCCUCAUGGGCAAGGACAGUACUCAUGUCAUUCCUCCAGAGAUCUCAUUUGACAGCAGGCGUGCUUGUGUGAUUCGAGGCCAAGUGGUGGCUGUAGAUGGAACCCCUCUAGUAGGGGUGAAUGUUAGUUUCUUGCAUCACAGUGAUUAUGGGUUUACCAUCAGCCGGCAAGAUGGAAGCUUUGACCUCGUAGCCGUUGGAGGUAUUUCUGUCAUCUUAAUCUUUGACCGCUCACCUUUCCUGUCUGAGAAGAGGACACUCUGGCUGCCUUGGAAUCAGUUUAUUGUGGUAGAGAAAGUUAUCAUGCAGAGAGUUGUAUCAGACCCACCAUCCUGCGACAUCUCCAACUUUAUUAGCCCAAACCCUAUUGUGCUUCCGUCACCACUCACAUCAUUUGGAGGGUCCUGUCCAGAGAGGGGAACUAUUGUUCCUGAGCUGCAGGUGGUGCAAGAGGAGAUCCCCAUUCCUUCCAGCUUUGUGAGGCUGAGUUACCUGAGCAGCCGCACCCCCGGCUAUAAAACCCUGCUUCGGAUCCUUCUGACACAUUCAACCAUUCCCGUGGGAAUGAUAAAAGUCCAUCUCACGGUAGCCGUGGAAGGGCGACUCACACAGAAGUGGUUUCCUGCCGCAGUUAAUCUCAUCUACACGUUUGCCUGGAACAAGACCGACAUCUACGGACAGAAGGUUUGGGGCCUGGCAGAGGCUUUGGUAUCUGUGGGAUACGAAUACGAAACAUGUCCUGACUUUAUUCUCUGGGAGAAAAGGACAGUUAUCUUACAAGGUUUUGAGAUGGAUGCUUCUAACCUAGGAGGCUGGUCAUUGAAUAAGCAUCAUAUUUUGAAUCCUCAAAGUGGAAUCAUACAUAAAGGGAAUGGAGAAAAUAUGUUCAUUUCCCAGCAGCCCCCAGUCAUAUCAACCAUCAUGGGUAAUGGACACCAGCGGAGCGUAGCCUGCACCAACUGCAAUGGCCCAGCUCACAACAACAAGCUCUUUGCUCCUGUUGCCUUAGCUUCUGGCCCUGAUGGGAGUGUGUAUGUUGGCGACUUUAAUUUCAUAAGACGAAUAUUUCCCUCAGGAAACUCCGUUAGUAUUUUGGAAUUAAGAAACAGAGAUACCAGACAUAGCACAAGUCCUGCCCAUAAAUACUACCUGGCUAUGGACCCUGUGUCUGAAUCACUUUAUCUAUCAGACACCAACACUCGAAAAGUCUACAAGUUAAAAUCUCUUGUGGAAACAAAAGAUCUUUCCAAGAAUUUUGAAGUGGUGGCGGGGACAGGUGAUCAGUGCCUUCCCUUUGACCAGAGUCACUGUGGAGAUGGCGGGAGAGCAUCGGAAGCUUCACUGAACAGCCCUCGAGGCAUCACGGUUGAUAGGCAUGGAUUCAUUUACUUUGUGGAUGGGACCAUGAUUCGGAGAAUUGAUGACAAUGCUGUGGUCACAACUGUAAUCGGCUCAAACGGUCUGACUUCCACACAGCCACUGAGCUGUGACUCAGGAAUGGACGUCACUCAGGUGCGAUUAGAGUGGCCAACAGACCUUGCGGUCAAUCCCAUGGACAAUUCAUUGUAUGUCUUGGAUAACAACAUUGUGCUGCAAAUCUCUGAGAACAGGCGCGUGCGGAUCAUCGCAGGGCGCCCCAUUCACUGCCAGGUGCCAGGCAUCGAUCAUUUCUUGGUCAGCAAGGUGGCAGUUCACUCCACUCUGGAGUCUGCUAGGGCCAUCGGCGUGUCCCACAGCGGGCUGCUUUUCAUCGCCGAGACGGACGAGAGGAGAGUGAACCGCAUUCAGCAGGUCACCACCAAUGGAGAGAUCUCCAUCAUAGCCGGUGCUCCCACUGACUGUGACUGCAAAAUUGACCCCAACUGUGACUGUUUCUCAGGUGAUGGCGGCUAUGCCAAAGAUGCAAAGAUGAAAGCCCCUUCCUCCUUAGCAGUGUCACCCGACGGUACCCUUUAUGUCGCAGACCUUGGGAAUGUUCGAAUUCGUACCAUUAGCAGGAACCAGGCCCACCUGAACGACAUGAACCUUUAUGAGAUUGCUUCACCUGCUGACCAGGAGCUCUACCAGUUCACUGUCAAUGGAACCCACCUGCACACCUUGAACUUGAUAACAAGGGACUAUGUAUAUAAUUUCACCUACAAUGCCGAAGGUGACUUAGGUGCAGUUACCAGCAGCAACGGCAAUUCUGUGCACAUUCGCCGUGACGCAGGUGGGAUCCCCCUUUGGCUUGUGGUGCCCGGUGGGCAGGUGUACUGGCUGACCAUAAGCAGCAAUGGAGUCCUGAAAAGAGUGUCAGCCCAAGGCUAUAAUCUGGCCGUGAUGACCUAUCCUGGAAACACGGGGCUUCUAGCCACCAAAAGUAAUGAAAAUGGAUGGACGACCGUUUACGAGUAUGACCCCGAGGGACAUCUGACCAAUGCGACGUUUCCCACUGGAGAGGUCAGCAGCUUCCACAGCGACCUGGAGAAGCUGACAAAAGUGGAACUAGAUACUUCCAACCGUGAAAAUGUCCUCAUGUCAACCAACCUGACAGCAACUAGUACCAUAUAUAUUUUAAAACAAGAAAAUACCCAGAGCACCUAUCGUGUGAGUCCGGACGGCUCUCUGCGCGUCACCUUCGCCAGCGGGAUGGAGAUCAGCCUCAGCUCGGAGCCGCACAUCUUGGCCGGGGCGGUCAACCCCACCCUGGGCAAAUGCAACAUCUCCCUGCCCGGAGAGCACAAUGCAAACCUCAUCGAGUGGCGGCAGCGCAAGGAGCAAAACAAAGGCAACGUUUCGGCGUUUGAAAGGAGACUGAGGGCCCAUAACCGAAACCUGCUGUCCAUAGAUUUUGAUCACAUAACUCGCACGGGAAAGAUCUACGAUGACCACCGGAAAUUCACCCUUCGAAUUCUUUACGACCAGACGGGACGACCUAUUCUGUGGUCUCCCGUAAGCAGAUACAAUGAAGUGAACAUCACAUAUUCACCUUCAGGGUUGGUGACAUUCAUUCAAAGAGGGACGUGGAAUGAAAAAAUGGAAUAUGACCAGAGUGGAAAAAUAAUUUCAAGAACUUGGGCUGAUGGGAAAAUUUGGAGCUAUACCUACUUGGAAAAGUCUGUGAUGCUUCUCUUACAUAGCCAGAGGCGUUACAUCUUUGAGUAUGACCAAUCAGACUGUCUGCUCUCGGUCACCAUGCCUAGUAUGGUGCGCCACAGCUUACAAACCAUGCUUUCAGUGGGCUACUACCGGAACAUCUACACCCCACCAGACAGUAGCACCUCUUUCAUCCAAGACUACAGUCGAGAUGGCCGACUGCUACAGACCCUGCAUCUGGGAACAGGGCGCAGAGUGUUAUACAAAUACACCAAGCAAGCAAGGCUGUCUGAGAUUCUCUAUGAUACCACUCAGGUCACAUUAACCUAUGAAGAGUCUUCUGGAGUGAUUAAGACAAUACACCUGAUGCAUGACGGCUUCAUUUGCACAAUCAGAUAUAGGCAAACAGGACCUCUUAUUGGACGCCAGAUCUUCAGGUUCAGUGAAGAAGGUCUGGUGAAUGCUCGGUUUGACUACAGCUACAACAACUUCCGCGUCACCAGCAUGCAAGCUGUGAUCAAUGAAACCCCUUUGCCCAUAGAUCUGUACCGAUAUGUUGAUGUUUCUGGUAGAACAGAGCAGUUUGGAAAAUUCAGUGUAAUUAAUUACGAUUUAAAUCAGGUCAUAACUACUACGGUGAUGAAGCAUACCAAGAUUUUCAGCGCCAGCGGACAAGUUAUCGAAGUCCAAUACGAAAUCCUAAAGGCAAUUGCCUACUGGAUGACUAUUCAGUAUGAUAAUAUGGGGCGUAUGGUGAUAUGUGAUAUAAGAGUGGGAGUGGAUGCCAACAUAACCAGAUACUUCUAUGAAUACGAUGCUGACGGGCAGCUGCAGACUGUUUCCGUAAAUGACAAAACCCAGUGGCGUUACAGUUAUGACCUGAAUGGAAACAUCAACCUCUUAAGCCACGGGAAUAGUGCUCGUCUUACUCCUCUCCGAUAUGACCUCCGAGACCGCAUCACCAGACUAGGAGAAAUUCAGUAUAAAAUGGAUGAAGAUGGCUUUCUGCGGCAGAGGGGAAAUGACAUAUUUGAAUAUAAUUCUAAUGGUCUGCUGCAGAAAGCCUACAAUAAGGCUUCUGGCUGGACUGUGCAGUAUUACUACGAUGGGCUCGGGCGACGUGUCGCCAGUAAGUCCAGCCUAGGGCAGCACCUUCAGUUCUUUUAUGCAGACCUUGCCAAUCCCAUAAGAAUUACUCAUUUGUACAACCACACGAGCUCAGAGAUCACAUCCCUGUAUUACGAUCUCCAAGGUCACCUCAUUGCCAUGGAGCUAAGCAGUGGUGAAGAAUAUUACGUAGCCUGUGAUAAUACGGGCACGCCACUGGCUGUGUUCAGCAGCCGAGGUCAGGUGAUAAAAGAGAUCUUGUACACGCCUUAUGGAGAUAUCUACCAUGACACUUACCCUGACUUUCAGGUCAUCAUUGGUUUUCAUGGAGGACUCUAUGAUUUGCUUACUAAAUUAGUGCACCUGGGGCAAAGGGAUUAUGAUGUUGUUGCUGGUAGGUGGACAACGCCUAAUCAUCACAUAUGGAAACAGUUGAACCUCCUUCCUAAACCAUUCAACCUCUACUCCUUUGAAAAUAACUACCCAGUUGGCAAAAUUCAAGAUGUUGCAAAGUAUACCACAGACAUUGGAAGUUGGCUGGAGCUAUUUGGUUUCCAGCUACACAAUGUUCUACCUGGAUUCCCCAAACCAGAAUUAGAAAAUUUGGAGUUAACUUAUGAGCUUCUCCAGCUUCAGACAAAAACUCCAGAGUGGGAUCCCGGAAAGACUAUCCUAGGUAUUCAGUGUGAGCUCCAGAAACAGCUCAGGAAUUUCAUUUCCCUGGACCAACUUCCUAUGACUCCCCGAUACAAUGAUGGACGGUGCCUUGAAGGAGGGAAGCAACCGAGGUUUGCUGCUGUUCCUUCUGUUUUUGGAAAAGGUAUAAAAUUCGCCAUCAAGGAUGGCAUAGUAACAGCCGAUAUUAUAGGAGUAGCCAACGAAGAUAGCAGGCGGCUUGCUGCCAUUCUCAAUAAUGCUCAUUACCUGGAAAACCUUCAUUUUACCAUAGAGGGGAGGGACACUCACUACUUCAUUAAGCUUGGGUCUCUGGAGGAAGACCUGGUGCUCAUCGGGAACACUGGGGGGAGGCGGAUUCUAGAGAAUGGUGUCAAUGUCACUGUGUCCCAGAUGACCUCUGUGUUGAAUGGGAGGACUAGACGGUUUGCGGAUAUCCAGCUCCAGCACGGGGCUCUGUGCUUCAACAUCCGGUAUGGGACAACUGUCGAAGAGGAGAAGAAUCACGUGCUGGAGAUUGCCAGACAACGCGCGGUGGCCCAGGCCUGGACUAAGGAACAGAGAAGGCUGCAAGAAGGGGAGGAGGGUAUUCGGGCAUGGACAGAGGGGGAAAAGCAGCAGCUUUUGAGCACUGGGAGGGUACAAGGUUAUGAUGGGUAUUUUGUUUUGUCUGUCGAGCAGUAUUUAGAACUUUCUGACAGCGCCAACAAUAUUCACUUUAUGAGACAGAGCGAAAUAGGCAGGAGGUAA